Trichoplusia ni (cabbage looper) is the source of this 2166-nucleotide messenger RNA. RefSeq lists its product as uncharacterized. Lineage: Eukaryota; Metazoa; Arthropoda; Insecta; Lepidoptera; Noctuidae. Bases 413 to 1156 code for a protein of 247 amino acids. The record is from RefSeq and is a predicted model, not a curated record. The transcript is spliced from 6 exons.
GCAAUAAAAUUAUUCCCAAUAAAUUUGCCUUAAUUAUGGCUGUUUAUUAAUAUUGGAUCGGAAGAAGUGCAUGAAUCUGAGAGAAGGGGUGCGGCCGCAACAUGGGCCCGUCCCGUCGGAGGCUCGAGGCGUGAGCAGUGCGGCUGUGCGAGUCACAACAACUGGAUUGGCGAGCGAGCCGAGUGAGCCGAGUGAGACGAGUUCAGUCAGUUCAGUGCCUUACGCGAGACGCGACCGCGAGCACGCGCCCCACGCGCCGCAGUCCGCUCCGACCACGACCCACGGAAUGUAGUGAAGUGCCCGCGAGCUUUGACUCAGUGCCACGCUCCGACACCCGAGACCCUCGCUGCAUGCAUGUUGCGUGACAGCUGCUCACAGGCCUCCGUCACACCUGCGACUCGCUUGCUCCACCAUGGGGUGCGCCAAAGGACUCUGCACCGCUGAGAAGAUAUUCAUCUUCAUCAACAUCGCCUUCGCGAUGUACAGCGGCGCGCUGCUGGCGACGGCGGCGCGGCUGGCGUGGGACCCCAGCACGUACACGUGGUUCCGCUUCCUGUGUGGCGCGCAGUACCGCGUGUCGGCGGCCUACGUGUUCGCGGCCGGCGUGUGGCUGGCCGCGCUAGUCUACCUGGCCGCCGCCGCCGCGCAGCGCCACGCGCCGCUCUGCCUGCAUCUCUACGCGGCGGGCGUGGCCUGCUUGGCGCUGAGCGAGGUGGGCUACGGCGCGUGGAUGGGCGCGUCGCUGGCGGCGUGGUGGCGCGAGGCGCCGCAAGCCGAGCUGGCGCGCCGCGGCAUGGACCUGCUGCACGACCUCAAGCCCGCGCUGCUCGCCGUCGAGCGCUACCGCGACGUCGCGCGCCCGCUCUACGACAUGAUCGAGGAGGUGGAACGUGAGGCCCCGAACAACGCUUUCGUCAUCAUAGUGUUCGGCGUGCUCGGCAUGGUGCUACAGAUAGCAGCAUUCGUAAUGGCGCGGCGGCUGGCGCGAGGAGAGCGUGCGCGCGCGGCGUCGGUGAGCGAGGACAAGCACGCGGCGGUGCGCGCCGUGCCCGCGCACGACGACGACAGCGACACCAACGACCCCGAGCGCGCGCCGCCCGGCUGGCGCAAGAAGGCCAACCUGCGCAUGUACACCAUCCUCGACAAGAUUUUCUAGCAGGACGAGACAGGCGGGGGCGCGCCCCCCGCUGCGGUGUCGUCGCGCGACGCUGCGUGGGCGGCGGUGCAGGCGCAGUUCGCUGCGGAGCGCGCCGCCCGCGCCGCGCCCUCCGCGCCCCCUGCGCCCCCCGCGCCCGCUGCGCUGCUCAUCCUGCGCGAGCGCCCGCCGCGCCGCAGGGACCCCGACACCGCUCCCAGCAUUGCCUACUACUCGUAGCGGCGCCGGCAGCCGCUAUUAUUAUAAUGAUAGAUGUUCCACACGAGUUUGUCAUUAUAUCAGUAGAGAGGCGGGCCAGACCACACCCGGUGUUGGUCCGCGCCCCUUCCUAAGUAUCUAUAUUGUUCUCUACGUAAUCAAAUUAACGAACACAGACUGCCAUAUUAUGUAGUAGUUAACAGUAAUCAUAAUAAGUAAGUUCUACUGUAACACUAGUUGUAAGUUGUUUAUGAGAUGUGAGGGAUGUCUUGUGGUGUGUGUCACCGCUCCCACAAUGUGCGCCUCGGCGAGAACUAUGUUGUUUCGUGGCGUAUGUAGUCGUCUGUAUAGAAUACAAGAUAUUGUAAAAUUAUGAUUUUACUAGUAUAUUGAAUAGUGACUUCUUGCCUUGUAGUAAACCUAUCGAGAGACACGGUGCUAAGAAAGCGAACUUACAAAUACCUAUUCAAGCAUAACCUAGUUAUAAUGAGCUGAGCUCGGUGUCGCUCACAUAUCUGUCCCGAGCUCGCGCGCCAGCUCGACGCACUCAUGUGAUACCAUGUGUACUGUGAUUUCAAGUAAUAAGCCUACAAGAGCGUCCCGGUGGCGGGUGGUGGUCGGAUACCUGGUGCCAAAUAGACUAAGUUAGGUAGUACCUAUGACUCGUUCACUGUUUUCGACAAUAUCGAUGUUGUAGUUCGGAGUUUCCUCGGUAACUAGACAAUAAGCCAGCGAUACGCACACGUCGCCACGUUGUUGAUCCUCCAAUGUAACUCGUUACAAUUAAAGCAAUAAAGUGAUAUUUUUGUAUA